Molecule: messenger RNA, 2658 nt
Organism: Capra hircus (goat)
Lineage: Eukaryota; Metazoa; Chordata; Mammalia; Artiodactyla; Bovidae
Gene: RNF222
Product: ring finger protein 222
Exons: 3
Coding region: 491-1117 (208 amino acids)
Source: RefSeq, a predicted model, not a curated record
CGGCGGCGGCAGCUGUCACAGUAACAGCAGCAGGAGGACGUGCCGCCCGCCCAGCGCUUCUGGGUGGCUCAGAUCUGCUCCGUAGAGGCCAGCGGGUGGAGAGGUGGAUGCUGCUCGCCCUGGUCCCAGCCAAAACUGGGCGCCAGGUGACCUUUGGCCAUUUCCAAAUACCAGACGUUUCCUCGAAGGAUGAAAACCUGCCUUCAUAGAGGUUGAUUGGAAGGUUCUCUCGCAACCUUGGGCAGGCUGCCGAGAAGAAUCUGAAGGAUGACUGAGCUGUGGUGGGUGGAGGAAGGAGCCCACAGCUCCCUGACGUGACUGCGCAGCUGGCCAGCUAGCAUUUGGAUGUGGUCCUGGUGUGAUUCGGGGAGUCCACUCAGGAGGAGCGGCAGGAGAGGCAGCAGGGAGGCAGGCAGGGAACCAAGCCAGAAAAGGCGCUGAUGCUCAACCCUUCCCGCCCACAGCCAGGGCUCUGCCCUCCUGCUCGGCCAUGUCUGAGGGCGAGAGCAAGGACAGCUCGGGCAGCGAGUGCCCCGUGUGCUACGAGAAGUUCCGAGAGCUGCAGGGCGCCAGUCGGACGCUGAGCUGCGGCCACGUGUUCUGCCAUGACUGCCUGGUCAAGUACCUCCUGUCCACGCGCGUGGACGGCCAGGUCCAGAGGACCAUUGUCUGCCCCAUCUGCCGCUACGUCACCUUCCUCAGCAGGAAGAGCUCCCGCUGGCCCGCCAAGCUAGACAAGAGCUCCCAGAUCCUGGCCGUGCCUGUGGGCCUGCCCCCCACACCACUGCCGGAUGCCCUGGGCCACGCCAACCCCCUGGCCCUCUCCCAGCCAGUCUGGAGAUCGUCCCCGGGCCAGCUGCCCUUGGACCCGCCGCCCGGCCUGCCCCGGGAGCCACAGAUCUUCAUCAUCAGCCGCCAUGGGAUGCCCCUCGGGGAGCAGGACAGUGUCCUGCCACGGCGCAGCCUGGCAGAGCUCUCUGGGGCCUCCCCGGCGCCCAGCUCCACCCGGUCCUUCUGCUGCCGCUCCCGGGCCCUGCUGCUCAUCACCCUCAUUGCCGUGGUGGCCGUGGUGGCCGCCAUCCUCCCCUGGGUGCUGCUGGUGAGGAAGCAGGCGUGAGUGGGGGCACCAGUCAGAGAGCCCCACUGGAAGCUGCCCGCUCGCACAGCCAGGCUGGCCAUGGCCUGGGAGGGGCCCCAGUGCAGCCUUGGGCCAGCAGAGCCUCAGGGGCAGCCUGGGGCGGAGAUGGGGUGUUAGGGUGCUGACUGGCAUCACCCGGCUCUUUGCUCCCAGCAGGGAUCAGAAAGGACCAGAAGGCAGGACCUCUGAGGCAAGAGUUUGGGUGGGGCAGGGGAACUCUGAGCUGAGAAGGAAGCUCCAGGUUCCAGGCCAGGGAGGAAAUGUGAUGGACACCCCUCCUCAGAAACCACAGUGGGGGUAUUCCUCAGCAGAUACGCGUCCCUCCUCUAGGCUAGAACCCAGCGAGGUUGGGGGUGGGGUGGGUAGCUGCCCCACCUGUGGGUGUCCCCAUCUGCCAGGUGACCUACCCAAAGCCAGGUGGGACUCCGAGUCGGGGCACCUCCUGCUGGAGGGGGCCCACAGGUGAGACCCCUCCAGGUCAGAACUCCGGGCCAGGAUCCCUGGUGUGCUCCCAGGAACAAACAGAAGGGAAGGGUGGCACAGGGACCAAGGCGCAUGCGCUUCCCAGAAUCUCAGCACCAUCCCCCCACCCUGCCCCGACCCCCCCAGUUAGGUGCGCGCCUUCCUACCCCUGGAACCACCAGUCUGGAAGGUCUUCCCUAAGGGAGAGGCUGAGCUCAGGGGCUGUGGCCCAGAAUUCCUGGGAGAAGGGACAGAAAAGGGGAGCUGAGGCCACGUCGGGAAUCAGAGGUUUGCUGACAGAAGUGGAGGCCAGCAGAAUGGCCCACGAACAGAGCUAGAGGGCUCCCAAAGCCCCCCCCAGCCCAACAAUCGCCCAGAUUUUGAGUCCUGGGGUUUUCAAGGAUGGCCUGCCAGGUGGGCAGUGCAGGAGCUAUCUGGUGGCUGGGACCUGAGUCAGCUGAGAACUAUGUGGACACAUGAGCCCCUGGGGGCUCCCGCCUCCCGCCCAGCCUGUGACCAACCACUCAUUAGAGGCCACACCAGCCAGGCCAGUUCCUGGGGUGGAUUCCCAGGCUGGGCUGGGUGAGGAAGGGUGGGGAGGAAAACAGCUGUGCUUGGCAGGGACGCUUCUAUCUCAGUGAACACGGAACCCAGCUGCUAUCAGCCUCUGGCCAAGGUCACGUCACUUGGGGAUGCCACCUGAGCUGGGGGUCCUUCAGGAGGACACUAGAAAAGGCUCAGGUUGGGCCUUAUCUGGGGAGUGAGCCAUUUGGGAACAGCUAUUUCCUGUUUAUUAAGGCCCACAAGUAAAUGGGCCAUCAUCUUAAUUUUAGGGUUAAAAACAGCAAAACCCUCAAGCUUUCUCAAAUGGGUGGUUUAUCGCAGCCCAGGUGUUGCAGCAGCCAUGCCCUCCGUAGCACACGCCUCUCUCAGCGGAGCUUGCUACGCGUGGGGCAAGACAUAGAGCCCUGCCUCUUGUUGUUUGGUGGCUCAGCCGUGUCCAGCUCUUUUGCGACCCCCAUGGGCUGUAGCCCACCAGGCUCCUCUGUCCAUGGGAU